AUGGCAUGCAUUUACAUUAUGGUGAACAAUGCUGCAGUGACCAAGCAAUUAGUUGCGGCCACAGCCAUAGCAAGAUCAAAUGUAAAGCUUGGGAAAGCAAUAAGAUCAGCCACUUUUUGGGGAACAAAGAAGAAUAUUAUGCCAGCAAUAAAGAUGCAGCUUCAUAACAAUAAUGAGAAACCAAAUGGCGAAUUCGAUCCCGAGUCUCUAUUCCGGAAACAGGCAGCCGAGUUGGACUUGGUUUUAAAUGAUCCCAAAUUCCAGGAGGAGUUGGAUGUGGCGCUGAGGGACUUUUCGCUGUAUUACGUAAAGAGGCUGACAGAGCAUUACAAAAACGAAGAGGGAAAGGGCCCUGAAAUCUACGUAAAAAGAGACGAUAUGAACCAUUUUGAUGCCAUCGCAGAGGUUAUGACUGCCAAACGCAUGGGGCGGAAGAGCGUGGUUGCGGCCAUUAGGGAUGCCCAGCUCGGCGUUACCACUGCAGUGGCCUGCGCCAAAUAUGGUUUAGAUUGCACCAUUUUCAUGGCCUCUUAUGAUAUCGAGAACCAGUCUUCAAGUGUCCAAUUAAUCAACUGCUUAGGUGCUCAGGUGAAACCAGUAGAGGGAAACUUGAACAACGCAUUAGCAGGGGCGAGGCAAGAGUGGAUGACGGGGAACCUGGGAACGACCACUUAUCUUGAUGGCACGGUGGUAGGGCCGCGGCCGCGCCCAUCUGAUCCAGAGGAAUGGGGGGUCAAACCAGACGUGGUUUUCGGCUGCACUGACUCAAAUGACUUGCCCCUCGUCUUCCAUGACUUCAUCCAGCAACAGGAUGUGAGGUUGAUCCGGGUCCUGCAGCCUCCUACUGGAAUGCACCAAAUUCUGACCCCUCAUUCCAUAGGUGAAGAGGUGGAAUACACAGGAGAAGGGCUAAAGCUGAGGCUUGUGAAGGAGACAGGGAAAGUUGAAUUUCACACGGUGGCCGAUACGGAGGCGGUGGAAGCUCACGAUCUGCUAAUUAAGUUGGAAGGCAUAUACCUAUCAAAGGAGGCUUCUUAUGCCUUUGCAUAUCUUCACAAGCUUUGCCCCACUCUGCCUGACGACUGCAAGGUGGUCGUGGUGAUAAACUGUCUAUUAGUUGCUUUUGCUACUCUAUUAUAUCAAAUUGGAAAAUGUGCUACUUUUGAUUAUGAGGUGUUUGUCAUUGGUCAACUAAGGCGGCACAUUGGUUCUCAAGCUCUUAGAUUACCCAUUGCUUAUCCCAGAUUGAUUUAUGGAAUUAUGUUGUCUCAAAAGCCUUACUUGCUCGUAGCUAAUGAACCUAUUGCUGAAAAUCUAGGGUUGCUGAAUUUCAACUACAAAUUAUUUCAAGGGCAUUAUGUUUCAAAUAUUGCUCCUUCGUCUUUCAUUAUUGUUGAGGAAGCUCCAAGUAUUGGAUUUGUUAUGUCUCCUUUUGGACUUCGUCUUAUGCACACUUUAUCUGAGGAACUUAAAAUGCUUACUGAUAUUAUUGAUCGUGCCUCUGAAUAG
Messenger RNA from Benincasa hispida (wax gourd), 1509 nucleotides. Lineage: Eukaryota; Viridiplantae; Streptophyta; Magnoliopsida; Cucurbitales; Cucurbitaceae. The record is from RefSeq and is a predicted model, not a curated record.